Molecule: messenger RNA, 1741 nt
Organism: Rattus rattus (black rat)
Lineage: Eukaryota; Metazoa; Chordata; Mammalia; Rodentia; Muridae
Gene: Tvp23a
Product: trans-golgi network vesicle protein 23 homolog A
Exons: 7
Coding region: 354-1022 (222 amino acids)
Biological process (GO): protein secretion; vesicle-mediated transport
Cellular component (GO): Golgi membrane
Source: RefSeq, a predicted model, not a curated record
CCCCAUAGACAACUGAGCUGAGCUUCCCAGCUGGAGCUCAAACCAGCUCCUAGCUGAGCAUCCUAAACCUUGGGCGGUAAAGGGCGGAGCUGGAGGCUGUGCUGUAGGGUCAAGUGGUACCCGAGAGAAUGAAGCAGGUAGGGCUGCAGGGGUAUGCCGCACUGGGAGGAUAAUGAUGAAAAAGAGCUUCACGGAGGUAGAUGCACUGGCAUCAGCUAAGACUGAACAGGGCCCCUAGUAGUAAGGAGGGUGGGGAAAGCCUAGGUUACCAAGGGAAUAACGCUAGGAGGAGCACAGCGAUAUAUCCGGGAAGAAAGGGUGCUCGUGCAUGAAGGCUACCUGUGCACUUCGAGAUGGCCUGCCACCUAUCUGUUCCUGGUGUUCCCCAGGGCCUAGUGGAUGAUACUGAGGAUGUGUCCCUGGACUUCGGCAAUGAAGAGGAGCUGGCCUUUAGGAAAGCCAAGAUCAGGCACCCCCUGGCUACCUUCUUCCACCUGUUCUUCCGAGUGAGUGCCAUUGUCACCUACGUGUGCUGUGACUGGUUCAGCAGGAGCUUUGUGGGCUGCUUUGUCACUGUGCUCCUCCUCCUGUCCUUUGACUUCUGGUCUGUGAAGAAUGUAACUGGAAGACUCAUGGUGGGUCUUCGAUGGUGGAACCAGAUAGAUGAGGACGGGAAAAGCCACUGGAUAUUUGAAGCCAGAAAGGUCUCUGCAAACCAUAUGGCUGCCACUGAGGCAGAGGCACGCAUCUUCUGGCUGGGUCUCAUCAUCUGCCCGGUGAUCUGGAUCAUGUUCUUCUUCAGUACCUUGUUCUCCCUGAAGCUCAAGUGGCUGGCUCUCGUGAUUGCUGGCAUUUCCCUCCAAGCUGCGAACCUCUACGGCUACGUCCUCUGUAAGAUGGGGGGCGACGGUGACAUGAGCACAGUUGCGGCCAGCUUCCUGCCCCAGGCGGUGUUUCAGACGGAUGCCCCAGAUGACUUUGAGAAGCCCAGGCUGGAAGGACUGGACAUCCACCAGCACUAGAAACUGAUCUCUUUCCGAACAUCCUGGAGGGCCACCUCCUGGCAGAGUUGACAGAACGGUUAUCCCUCAGCCAAAGGGCAGUGAAAGCCACGUGUGAUCCAGGAGGUGCCGGACAGUCGUCAGAGAGCUCACUCACCUGAGGGGUGGUGAGGAUCACCGCCCCAUCAAUGUGUGCGGCAGCCAGAUACUGGACCACCGAGAGGUGCUCAUCGGACGUGCCGGGUGGGGUGUCUAUGAUGAGGUAGUCGACGUCUCCCCAGUCUACGUCUCGGAGGAACUGCUUGAUCAUACCUGGGAGUGGGCAAGGCUGAAUGUGUGCCUUCUUUCCGGCAUACAUCCCCGGAAGCAUCUUUCAGUGUGCGUGAGCAUUCUUAGCCUCAACUCAGUGACACUGCUGUCCCCAGGGGGCAGGAGGUGAGAUCUGUAGACAUGUUGGGUGGCCAUGAUGAAGUCAGGGGCGCUACGGUCAUUAUGUGUGGCACACACGUGUUGUUCCAGCAGUCGCGUGGCUUAAGUGUCAAGGGCGAGAAGGUGCUUGCCCAGCCGUGCUGCCUGCAUCAUCAUAUCUUUCCCCAGAAAGGGGUUUUCAUUCCACACUUCCCUCCUUGACACAAGCCAGCCAUGUGACGGACGCCACACUACAGAUCACUUUGGGAUCCUGCAAGUCUCAAGAGUAGAAAGGCUCCCCGUAGGUAAUAAAAUGUCUACACUGAAAACUA